CAAUAUAUACAGAAAACUAUGUACGUUUAACUUUAUUCAAGAGAAAAGUAUCCAGUAACAACGUUUAACUUUACUUAAAUUUGAAUAAGUAAAUAAUGUAUCAGAGUAAUCCUCGAUUUAGACAUUGGUCUCCACAGUUUAGACCACGGGGACAGUUUUUACGACGUAAUUAUACAACAAAUCACUUUAGAUAUUCAGGACCACAAGAACAAAAUAAUUAUGAAUUCUGGUGUGAAACUUGUGACAAAGGAUUUCAGUCUCUACACAUUUUAGAAAAUCAUAAAAAACAACAUCAAAAAUGUAACAUAGAUGGAUGUCAAUUCGUGGCUCACCCUAAAAUUAUAACAAAGCACAUCCAAAUGCAACACUCCACAGGAUUAUAUAAAAAAAUAGCAAAGUUAAAUAAUCCCGAGGAAAUUCGAAAAUGGAGAGAGGAAAGAAAACUAAAGUAUCCAACAAAGAAAAACAUAGAAAAGAAAGCAGCGGAAUUAAAAGAAAAAAUAGAAAGAGGUGAAAAAAUGGGAAUGAAUUAUCAAAAGCACAAUAGACAUGGGAAACCAGAACUACAUUCAAGAAAACAACACAACCAUACCAUGUCAAAAGGGAGGGAAAAAAUCCAAAGCAGACAUAAAAAUUACAAAUUUAAAAACGAAAAUCCCAUAUGUGACAAGAAACCACCAGCACCAAAAAAGGUUUGUAGGACAAUACCACAACCAGAUAAUACACAAAGACUUAAUCCUUUUGCUGGAAUACAACAGAUUAUUAUAGAAGACAAUCAUGAUGAAGAAAUUGAGGAAUCACUUCAAAACUCCUUGAUUGAAGAUGAUGAUAUUUUUACUGAAGUGGGGACAAAUAAUCUAAAUGAUAAAUCGCAAGUGUGUGGAGCUUUGUCAAGUCUUAUGAAUGAAUACGGAUCUUCAGAUGAAGAUGUUAGCAAUGCUGUAAGUAAUUCCAUCAAUGGUAACGUAAAGCAUCAGGCUGAAUUGGCCAAAACAGAAAUAAAAAAAGAUACAAUAGAGAAGAAAGUACCUAUACCUGUAAAUAAUAAAAGUGAUGAUGACAGUGGACCUGAGGAAACAGUUAUUACUAAAUCUGCGACUGAUCACAAUGUUGACGAAAGUAGUAGCAAUAAUUUGAAACCAAAAUUAGAGAAUAGGUUCAGAAGUCCACUGAAUAUAAAACAUUACAAAAAACCAAAAUAUCAGCUGCCUUCCACUUUGCUUGUUAAACUGUUAAGUAGAGAAAUUGAACAGGAACGCAACAUAAUACUUCAAUGUGUCAGACAUAUUGUAAAAAAUAACUAUUUUGAUACUACCUCUACCAAAGACUAAAUUGUAUUGCAAUUGUAAAUAUAAUAUUGUAGUGUACUAACAUUUGUAUUGUAUGUAUAAAUUUAGAUCUGGCUAAAAUCAAAGCACUGAAACUUAAUUGUAUCUUAUUUUAUCAGUUGAACCCCUUAACUGCUUGUAUAGAACUAGCGGUUGUUAGUAUAGUGUAACCAAGAAUAUAAAAUCCUAUCCUGAAUGCCCUACAAUCAGCUUCUUUAUUGAAUUACUUUCUGUAGGUAUGCAAAAAGAUUAGUCCCAAAAAACAUUUUCAUCCAUUUUCUUAAUACUAAGACAAUAAUU
Messenger RNA from Papilio machaon (common yellow swallowtail), 1628 nucleotides. RefSeq names its product nuclear fragile X mental retardation-interacting protein 1 (gene Nufip). Gene Ontology annotation, biological process: box C/D snoRNP assembly. Gene Ontology annotation, molecular function: RNA binding. The coding region runs from base 96 to 1331 and encodes 411 amino acids. The transcript is spliced from 3 exons. The record is from RefSeq and is a predicted model, not a curated record. Lineage: Eukaryota; Metazoa; Arthropoda; Insecta; Lepidoptera; Papilionidae. Gene Ontology annotation, cellular component: nucleus.